This is a messenger RNA of Alexandromys fortis (reed vole), 1156 nucleotides long. RefSeq names its product ring finger protein 113A (gene Rnf113a). Bases 84 to 1112 code for a protein of 342 amino acids. Lineage: Eukaryota; Metazoa; Chordata; Mammalia; Rodentia; Cricetidae. The transcript has a single exon. The record is from RefSeq and is a predicted model, not a curated record. Gene Ontology annotation, biological process: snoRNA splicing. Gene Ontology annotation, molecular function: metal ion binding. Gene Ontology annotation, cellular component: U2-type spliceosomal complex.
ACUCACCGAAGCGGAGACCACGAAGUCUGACGACGCGGAGCGGUCCUGUACGCCGCGGCCGUUUUAGAGCUUGACGAUCUCAAAUGGCAGAACAACUUUCUCCGGGGAAUUCGGCCGGCCAGGUGUGCACCUUCCUCUUCAAAAAGCCUGGGCGGAAAGGGGCGGCGGGGCGCCGAAAGCGCCCGCUCUGUGAUGCAGGGUCCGGGGACAGUGGCAGCAGCAGCGACGAAAGCAGCGCUGUGGUUCGACCGGAGAAGAAGCAGGCAACCCACAAUCCGAUGAUCCAGAAGACGCGUGGUAGCGGUAAACAGAAGACGAACUACAGCGGCUUGAGUAGCGAGGACGAGAAUGUACAGGAGGGUCUCGGCGUGGUCUACAAGUCGACCCGUUCGGCAAAACCCGUGGGGCCCGAGGAUAUGGGGGCUACCGCUGUCUAUGAACUGGACACUGAGAAGGAGCGCGAUGCACAAUCCAUCUUUGAACGGAGCCAGAAGAUCCAGGAGGAGCUGAGAGGUAAGGAAGAUGACAAGAUCUAUCGGGGAAUCAAUAAUUAUCAGAAAUACGUGAAACCCAAAGAUACGUCCAUGGGCAAUGCCUCCUCCGGGAUGGUGAGGAAAGGUCCCAUCCGAGCUCCCGAGCAUCUACGUGCCACCGUGCGCUGGGAUUACCAGCCCGACAUCUGCAAGGACUACAAGGAGACUGGCUUCUGCGGCUUCGGAGACAGCUGCAAAUUCCUCCAUGACCGUUCAGAUUACAAGCACGGGUGGCAGAUCGAACGUGAGCUUGAUGAGGGUCGCUAUGGUGUCUAUGAGGACGAAAACUACGAAGUGGGAAGAGAUGAUGAGGAAAUACCAUUCAAGUGUUUCAUCUGUCGCCAGACCUUCCAAAACCCAGUUGUCACCAAGUGUAGGCAUUAUUUCUGCGAGAGAUGUGCACUGCAGCAUUUCCGCACCACAUCUCGUUGCUAUGUCUGUGAUCAGCAGACCAAUGGCGUCUUCAAUCCAGCCAAAGAAGUGAUUGCUAAACUUGGAAAGCAUCGAGCUGAAGCAGAGGGAGGUCCUUCUGAUUUCCAAAAAGACCCUGAGGAGGAGAGUUCAGUUCCCAUUAUUUAGGUUUUCCGUAAUUCCCAGUCGCAAAAUAAAUAUUUUGUUGUUUG